Molecule: messenger RNA, 3226 nt
Organism: Gambusia affinis (western mosquitofish)
Lineage: Eukaryota; Metazoa; Chordata; Actinopteri; Cyprinodontiformes; Poeciliidae
Gene: capn1
Product: calpain 1
Exons: 22
Coding region: 558-2678 (706 amino acids)
Biological process (GO): proteolysis
Cellular component (GO): cytoplasm
Molecular function (GO): calcium ion binding; calcium-dependent cysteine-type endopeptidase activity
Source: RefSeq, a predicted model, not a curated record
CGCACCGGGGCAUGGGAGAGGCUGCAGGGCGUUGCUAAAAACGCAGGGCUACAGAUAUUUAAGAAAGCGGUGUAAACCACACAAAACAUGGACAGGAACAGAAAGCGUCGAGUGGACAUCUGAAACCUAACAACUGUACUUUAAGGAAACUGGCAGAAAGCUGGCGCUAAAGGGACAACCUGACACCUGUUCGACAAAAUCCUGUCAACAUACAUCCUGUUGCUGCUCCCGUUCACUGGGGUCUGAUGUGAGGACGCCACGCCUCUCCGUGAAAAGCUUUGUCAGUCAGAGAUCCUCUGUUUGUGGUUGCACAAUCCUCCACUCAUCAAUACUUAAUAGCUUCCUAAUGGCAACUUGUGCUUCCUUUUAAUUUAUGAUUUGGGCUCAAAGCUACUACAGCGCCUCAUCGCAUUUACACAAGUGCUGCCCGAGUGCUUUUUAUAAAAGGCUGUUGGUGCAAUAGAUUACAGCUGCCUUCUGGAUAAUUGGUUGCUUAUUAUCGCCCUAUUUUUAUUUUUAAACAAGCGUCAUAAAAAGAGUUAUAGUCAGCCGUCAAGAUGGUGGAGGCCCCCAUUUAUGCCACAGGCAUGGCCGCCAAGCUCAGGAGUCAGUGGGAUCGCGACGGCGGCCUCGGACAGAACGACAACGCGGUGAAGUUUCUGGGUCAGGACUACGAGUCUCUGAAAGCGCAGUGCCUCCGGAGCGGGACGCUGUUCGAGGACAGUUUGUUCCCCUGCGUCACGUCGUCUCUGGGAUUCAACGAGCUCGGCCCCAGAUCCUCCAAGACCAGCGGCGUCCGCUGGAUGAGGCCCUCGGAGUUGUGCAGGCGGCCAGAGUUUAUUGUGGACGGAGCGACUCGCACAGACAUCUGUCAGGGAUCCCUGGGAGACUGCUGGCUGCUGGCGGCCAUCGCCUCGCUGACGCUGAACGAUAACCUCCUCCACAGGGUGGUUCCUCAUGGACAGAGCUUUCAGCAGGGUUACGCUGGCAUCUUUCACUUUCAGUUCUGGCAGUUUGGAGAGUGGAUGGAGGUGGUGAUUGAUGACCGUCUCCCAGUGAAAGAUGGGAAGUUACUGUUUGUCCACUCCGCAGAGGGGACUGAAUUCUGGAGCGCUCUGCUGGAAAAGGCCUACGCCAAGCUGAACGGCUGUUAUGAGGCUCUGUCGGGCGGCAGCACGUCAGAGGGCUUUGAGGACUUCACCGGAGGCGUGACAGAGAUGUUUGAGCUGAAGAACGCCCCCUCAGACCUCUUCAGCAUCAUCGGCCGAGCCGUGGAGAGAGGAUCCCUGCUCGGCUGCUCCAUCGACAUCACCAGCUCAGGAGACAUGGAGGCCGUCACAUUCAAGAAGCUGGUGAAGGGCCACGCCUACUCCGUGACUGCUGUGGAGGAGGUGAUGUACAGAGGAAGCCCGACCAAGCUGGUCCGCAUCAGGAACCCCUGGGGGGAGGUGGAAUGGACCGGGGCCUGGAGUGACAACGCCAGAGAAUGGGACUCGGUGGACGGCUCCGUCAAAAGUCGGCUUCUGAACCGCAGUGAAGACGGAGAGUUCUGGAUGUCCUUCACUGACUUCCUGCGGGAGUUCAACCGUCUGGAGAUCUGCAACCUGACGGCGGACGCCCUGCAGGACGGCCAGAUGAAGAAGUGGAACACGUCGCUCUUCGGGGGCGAGUGGAGGAGAGGCAGCACCGCUGGAGGCUGCAGGAACUUCCCAGCCACGUUUUGGCUGAAUCCUCAGUAUAAGAUCAAGCUGCAGCACCCCGACGCCCCCGGCAAACCAGACUGCAGCUUUUUGGUGGCGCUCAUGCAAAAGGACCGCAGGAAGAAAAGAAAAGAGGGCAAAGACAUGGAGACCAUUGGGUUUGCUCUCUAUGAGGUUCCAAAAGAGUUCGUGGGGAGCUCGGGGGUCCACCUGAAGCGAGACUUCUUCCUCACGCACGCCUCCAGCGCUCGCUCGGAGCAGUUCAUCAACCUGAGGGAGGUCAGCUCACGCCUGCGGUUGCCCAUCGGGGAGUACAUCAUCGUCCCCUCCACCUUUGAGCCCAACAAUGAGGGCGACUUUGUCCUGAGAGUCUUCUCCGAGAAACCUGCCGGCUCUGAGGAGCUUGAUGACAAAGUGGUUGCAAAUAUUCCCCCGGAGACUAAAGUCGAUGAGAGCCAGAUUGACGCCAGCUUCAAGAAUCUCUUCAGGCAGCUGGCCGGCAACGACAUGGAGAUCAGCCUGACUGAGCUUCAGACGAUACUGAACAGGAUCAUUAGCAAACAUAAGGACCUGAAAACAGACGGCUUCUCUAAAGAAGCUUGCCGCAGUAUGAUAAACCUCAUGGACGCGGACGGGAGCGGGAAGCUGGGCCUGACCGAGUUCCACGUCCUGUGGGAGAAGAUCAAACGAUACCUGACCAUAUUCAGACAGUUUGAUUUGGACAAAUCGGGCACCAUGAACUCCUAUGAGAUGCGGAUGGCCCUUGAGUCUGCAGGCUUCAAGCUGAACAACCAUCUGUUCCAGCUGAUCAUCCUGCGGUACACAGAGGAGGACCUGUCCAUCGACUUUGACAACUUUGUCACCUGUUUGGUCCGACUGGAGACGAUGUUCAAAACAUUUAAAAACAUGGACACGGAUGGAGACGGUCAAAUAUCCCUCAACUUCUUUCAGUGGGUUACUCUGACCAUGUUCGCCUAGAGAUGAGAGGAGUCCAUGAACCACUUCCCACUGGAAUUCCAGGCCCAUUAUUCCCGGAAGUUUUUAUUUUAUUUUUUUUACAUUUUCACCAGUGCCUUUACUGCUCUCUCCUCCUCCAGGAUGCUCUCUGCUGAGGCCUUGUGUCGCUAUAACAGACACUCUUGGUGAUUCCAGUGCCUGUUUCGGAAAUGUGCCAAUCCUUUAUUAUCUGUUGCAUACUUUGCCAAAUGAAGGGAGCUCUGUUGUUGUAGCCUUGCUCACUCUGGGUGCUAAUGUUUUGCUUUUCUUUUUUUACCUUUAAGUAAUGCUGAUAAACUAUAUAGACAUAAAGAAAUUGUUGGUUGGAUCUAAGUGGGUGGACACAGGGUUGUGCUUUUGUAGCAUUUUUUUAAAUUCACAAAAUCUUAAAUUUUUAUCACCACACAUGAUGGUGUUUUCUUUCACUCGGACGAGGAUUCUGCAGUCACUUGCUUUAGUUUGAAUUGACCACCUGUGCACUCGUGGGCAUUUGGCAACUUUUAUAAAGUUUUGUCUCUGAUUCACAAGUA